CUUCAUAUCCGUUCUUCCAUUUAUCGAUCGAAGCUACUCCAGUAGCUAGCCACAAAGAAUAUAGUACUCAUUAGCAUAUAUUGGAUCUUUUAUAUAUUCAUUUAUGGAGCCUUCUCGUCGUCGAGCGGGCGGCGGCGGCGGCGCGCGGCUGUUCCCGUGCCUCUUCUGCAGCAAGACGUUCCUCAAGUCGCAGGCCCUCGGCGGCCACCAGAACGCGCACAAGAAGGAGCGCGUCGCCGGCGCCUGGAACAACCCCUACGUCUACGGCGGCCACGAACAGUACUCCGCCGCGGAGCCGGAGCCGGACGCCUGGAGGUGGAGGGGCGUCGUCCCGGGCUCCGGCUGCAAUCCUGCCGCCGCGAAGACGACCAUCGUCGCCGGGGCUUCCCACGGCGGCGCGGAGGAGCGCAGGCUGCUCUUGGCGACGACGCCCAGGUCCAGGCACGGCCUUGGCUGCUGGCGGAUGGGCUCUGAGGGCGCCUCGGAGAAGGACGUGGACGGCGGAGAUACCGUCGUCUUCGUCGGCGGCGAGAAGCUCGACCUCCAGCUGAGGCUCUAGCUAUAUAGCUAUAUAAUCUUGUAUGGCAAACGUAAAUUUAAUUACCUUUCUUGAUCAUUUCUUCUUAUCCAGUGUAUGUACGUAUUCUGUGUGUAUAUAUCA
Oryza brachyantha (malo sina) is the source of this 661-nucleotide messenger RNA. RefSeq names its product zinc finger protein GIS-like. The transcript has a single exon. Gene Ontology annotation, molecular function: DNA-binding transcription factor activity. NCBI's taxonomy places the organism in Eukaryota, Viridiplantae, Streptophyta, Magnoliopsida, Poales, Poaceae. The coding region runs from base 104 to 559 and encodes 151 amino acids. The record is from RefSeq and is a predicted model, not a curated record.